AUGGCUCCUGGUGAGCCGGAAACCGUUUUCAAAACUCAUCACCCGGUCCUCGCCCCCCGACCGCCAGGUCAUGGUACAUCUAGCCCUAGAGCUAGGACUGCAUUGGAAGACCAACAAGGCAGCAUAGCUCAAAGGCUUGAGAGACACAAGGGAGGAAGCCGCGUGACCACUCGCGUACGAAUCGCCUGCCAGCAUUGUCGGCAGUCUAAGUUGCGGUGUGAAGGCUCAGUCGGCGGACUUCAGCCAUGCCAACGCUGCAGCGAGCUUAGGCGGCCAUGUGUAUUUGACAACAAAUUCAGGCGAGUUAGCAAGAAGGCGACUCUUAGUGAUAUUGCUGAUCAAGUCAAUAUUCUCAAAACCUUUAGUGCGCUGCCCUCUAAUGGUGCUACACUGACUGCCGUUCCUGUAUCUUCAUCACUACCACAACGAAGGACAGCAGUAAACUCAACAAGUGCCGGGAACCAGCAACUCCUAGAUGGCUGUCAGAGGCCCCUCCCGGGCGAUAGCUUAGACUCUGAUCGACUUCGGGAGAGAGAACGCUCUCAUAGUAACGCCACCGCCUCUGAUCAUGGCAAACUAUCAGCACAGCCCACACAUGGACCCUUGAGCUCACGAAGCCUUGAGUCUAUCGAACUUACCCCAGAUGAAAUUGAAUUUUACACCUCCUAUCACCCAAUCUUCCCCAUCCUCUCGUUCUCUGUCUCACCAGAUUCCAUCUACGACUCCUCGCCACUACUCUUCUGGACUAUUAUCGUCACAGCCGCCCGCCAUGACGCUGCAGACUUUUCACUAUUGCUGUCCCUCUUACCCGCCGUCAGAAGGCUGCUCUGGUCCACAAUCCCAGCCACCCCCCAUACGCUGCCGUCGCUGCAAGCCAUGGCAAUACUCUGUCUCUGGGCUUUCCCUGUGUCUACUAUGCCCGAGGACACUACUUUCGUAUUGUCGGGGAUCCUUCAAUCGGCAGCAAUGCAUGUCGGGCUUCAUCGACCUGAUAUUCUCGAACUGUAUUCCAGAACCCGGUCAACACUCGGCAGACCAGAGUUUUUACGGGCUGUUCGGUGUUGGUGCUCCAUCUAUCUCGCCAUCGAAGGUGCAUCGAUAGGCAAUGGCCACCUGCCCGCCCUUGCAAAUGAUCAUACCGUCGAGAAAGCCUCAAUCGGCUCGAAUCCCUAUGAGCUGCCGGAGUCGCUGCACAUGGCCAUUGUAACCCAGCUGUUCUGCGACAAGAUACACGUAGCAUUUGGAAACAUUAGCACUUACAAAAUCUCUUUAAUUAACGACCAUGAACCCGAAUUGAGGGAGCUCGAGACCAGGCUGGGUGGUUUCCAAUCUCGGUCGGCAUCAAUUCAUUUUCUCUCGGCAACUUUUCAGCUCAAGUCGUAUUCUUUAUUUGACGAUGAAGAUUCAGUUGACCGGCGGCUUGCUGUCUUGAGAGCGUUUGACUUGGGUGUUCAAUAUAUUGAUACGCUUCGACAAGGAGAGAAAGAUGGCUUUCCACUACGCUACGCUCCAUUCAUGACUCUGAGGGUCUGUCUUUCUGCGGCCGUCUUCAUAUCAAAAGUACUGCACUCCAGUUACGGCCAGUUUGUCGAUCAAAGGGUGGGCAAGGCCGCCUUUAGCGCGUGCAUACCGUUCUUCAAGCAAUCCUCGGUGGAGGAUAACGACAUGGCUGGCCGCACCACGACAAUCUUGUCACAGUUGUGGGUGAUACACAAAGAUCUCUUCGAUGAUUCGCCGGACACACCGCCGCGUCUCUCAGUCAAGUCACGCUCCUUUGCUAGCAUUGCCCACGACGGACUCUGGCAGUGGCGAGAGAGGUACGCGGGUACACCCAGCAACGGGGCGCCUAGUAUCCCGCCACCCCUUAUUUCUCCCGUCUCAAUGGCAGUAGAGAAUUCGCCACCUCCUGUAGGACGUCCAGAGACAUCCCCAACCGGAAAUGUCGAGGAAUCGCAUUUCAGUAACUUGACUGGACAGGGUGAGGGCGGCUUCACGGAUAUAAAUCCCAUAUAUACAGACAGCCAGCAGCAGGACACGAUCCAGUAUCAGGAGCUCUCGCCUGGCCUAUCUCUUGUAGGCGAACCUACGCUUGGAUCGUGGCCUCACAUGUCUGGAAAUGAUGACGCACUGGCGGGCAUUGAUUUUGUCGACCAAGAUGCCAUGCAGUUUGAUUUGUUAUUUCCAAGUUAUAUCAUGGACUCAAACCCAUCUAUUGAGUAA
Messenger RNA from Clonostachys solani, 2220 nucleotides. The record is from the annotation of a GenBank genome assembly. NCBI's taxonomy places the organism in Eukaryota, Fungi, Ascomycota, Sordariomycetes, Hypocreales, Bionectriaceae.